This is a messenger RNA of Parus major (Great Tit), 1637 nucleotides long. Its product is annotated as lipase member K-like. Gene Ontology annotation, molecular function: hydrolase activity, acting on ester bonds. Bases 19 to 1110 code for a protein of 363 amino acids. Lineage: Eukaryota; Metazoa; Chordata; Aves; Passeriformes; Paridae. The transcript is spliced from 9 exons. Gene Ontology annotation, biological process: lipid metabolic process. The record is from RefSeq and is a predicted model, not a curated record.
AAGAAUCCAGAAGCAGAGAUGAACAUUAGCAAAAUGGUCUCCUUCUGGGGGUACCCCAGUGAGGAGUAUGACGUGGUGACAGAAGAUGGAUACAUCCUUCAGCUCAACAGAAUUCCUCAUGGGAGAGGAAAUGAGUCAUCAUGUCUUGCAGGUGUGAGACCCGUGGUACUCUUGCAGCACGGUCUCCUUGCAGAAGGGAGCAGCUGGCUCACCAACCUUCCCAACAGCAGCCUGGGCUUCAUCCUCGCAGAUGCUGGCUAUGAUGUUUGGAUUGGAAACAGCAGAGGCAACACCUGGUCCAGGAGACACCAGGUCCUGACUCCCAAACAGGAUGAAUUCUGGGCUUUCAGCUUCGAUGAGAUGGCUAAAUACGAUCUCCCAGCCAUGAUCAGCUUCAUUGAGCAGAAAACAGGCCAGGAGCAGCUGUAUUAUAUUGGCCAUUCCCAAGGCACCACUAUAGGUUUUAUAGCCUUUUCCACCAUGCCCCAGCUGGCUCGGAAAAUCAAGGUGUUCUUUGCUCUUUCUCCUGUGACCACGGUGAUGUUUUCUCAGAGCCCGUUUAGAAAACUCUCAUUCUUUUCUGACUCUGGGCUUAAGGAGCUGUUUGGCACCAGGGAGUUCCUGCCACACACUGCCCUGGGGGAGCUGGUCCUCUCCAGGUUCUGCCUCUGCUCAAAGGUCUGCAAGCACAUCCUGUCGAUGGUUUUCGGCUUCAACUGGAAGAACACAAACAUGAGCCGAUUCGACGUGUACGUGGGACACACCCCGGCAGGGUCCUCGGUGCAGAACAUCAUCCAUUGGCUGCAGGGAGUCCACGGUGGGGCACUGAGAGCUUUUGACGGGGGGCACACGUACAACAGCCUUCACUACAGACAGACUGGGGCCCCGUUCUAUGAUGUGAAGGGCAUGGAGGUGCCGACGGCCAUCUGGAACGCGGGGCAGGACUGCCUGGCCGACCCCCGGGACACCGCCCUCCUCCUCCCCAAGGUCAAGAACCUGGUCCACCACAAGCUGAUUCCCCACUGGAACCACAUGGAUUUUGUGCUGGGCCUCGAUGCCACCGAGGUUUUGUACCGGGAAAUCCUUGACAUCAUGAAGAAGCAUCCCUAAAGUUGCUGGUUUUGCUUGAUAUCAGAUUGGGAUUUUUUUCCUGAUUUUUUUUUCUCAUAAGAUUAGUGCUGUCUCUAGAGGAUUUUGAAAUUUUCCUCUAUCUGGAUCACCUGAAUAUAGUUGAUUAAAAUGUUCUGCUUUUAACUGGAGCAGUGACAGGGUGGGGAGAGGAGCCUUCUUGCUAUUCCUGGCUGGCACUGCAUUGCCUUUCUUUUUCCACUUUUCCUUCUCUUUCCUUUAGGGUUUUUUGGGAGUUUUUAUUUUGUUUUGUUUGUUUGUUUGGGGGUUUGUGGGUUUUUGGUUUUGUUUUGUGUCUUCAUCAGUGACACAAAGUUCAUUGUUGCUGCCUCAGGUCCGGCACUGUUAUGCUUAAAACCAUCGAGGUGGAUCAGAAGGAGAUCCAACAGAUCUGUGAUCUUGCUGCAACCAUGGGUUGCAGUAAAUAAUCCAGAGUUAGGAUCCCAGAAUGUUUUUGGGUGGGAAGGGACCUUAAAGCCCAUCCACCUCCCACUGUCCCAGGCUGCUCC